GACAUUAUAAGAGUUGCGUACGAAUAUCAAAAAUAUAGUUGACAUAUCACCUUGGAAUCAAAAUGGCGACCUGUCAAAUUUUCGAAAUGGUAACCUGAAGAGGAUUUUUUUUAAGAAUAUGUAAUUUGUCAGUAUUACAGAAAGGCAAGAUGCCUCAUCCAGAAACAGAAUAUCAUCACCAUUUCAGAGUGAAUGGCUGGAGUUGUCCUUUCCAUCCUCUUCAGUUUGUUGCAUGGUUUGCUGUCUUUUAUUAUACUGUAGUAUAUUUCACCACUAUGGUUCCAGCAUUACCAACAAACUGGCACCCAGCAGGAUAUAUUGUGACUGGGAUUGCUUUAGUUGCACAUGCAGUGUCACAUAUUGUAGCCAGUACUAUCAACCCUGCUGAUGUAGCAGUUAUACAAAAAAACAGUAAACAGCAAGCCAAAUUUGACAGACGGAAACAUAAACAUGUUAUAGAAAACAUGCAUUGUUAUAUUUGUGAAGUUGACGUAGGUGCUAAAUCUAAACAUUGCAGUGCAUGUAAUAAGUGUGUGACGAACUUUGACCAUCAUUGCAAAUGGUUAAAUAACUGUGUUGGUGGACGUAAUUAUAAUUGGUUUCUCGCUGUACUUGUUACUGGGAUUAUAGGUGUGUUACUUGUUUUCCUUGUUUGUAUGGUAGAGUUUAUUGCAUACUUUACAGAUGAAGAUGAUGGAGAAAUACUACUGCCUUAUAUAGAUUACAGAGAAAUGUUGCAAUUAAAUCCAAAUUUGACAUCAGCAUCACCAGAGUUUAAGAUUAUGCACAUACCAAUAAAAGAGAAAGCAGGAUGGUUAGCACUGUUGGGAAUAACAGCAAUACUGCUCUUACUAUCUUUAGCAUUACUCAUUCAUCUUUUUGCCUUCCAUUGUUAUCUAAUGUACAAUAAGAUGACAACUUAUGAUUACAUUGUAAAACAGAGAGAAAAAGAGGUUGAAGCAGUGAAACCACCUGUGUCUACUGGUAGACGCAAGCGAGUUCCUGUAAGCAUGAUGAACAGAGUAGGACCAAGAGGCUCAAGAAAAAUUGUCAAAAAAGGUUCAUUCAAAGAAGAAAAAGAAUAUAAACACAGAGAGGAAGGAGAAACCUCUGGAGAGACCCCACCACCUACAACCAGUCCAAUGAGACAGAAUGAAAACAAUAAUAAUGCAGAAAAAAUUUACAGAGACGGUAGUUUAAGAAAAAAGCCACAUGCUCAUAUUGACAAUGAAGUCACAGUUAAAAAGAUUAAAAGAAAAAAGAAAAAAUCCUACAAAGCACCAACACACAGAAGUUCAGAUGAUGAGACUGACAGAAAAAUUUCUACAAUUGGUAAUCCUCAAUUCUAUACAACUGCUCAGAAUGUUGAAUUGGAAUUACCAAUUCAUAGUCCAAUAAAAGUAUCGCCACCCCCACUUGUUCCUGUGACAGCUGUUGGUGCAUCACAGGAAUAUAAUUCUGAUUCUGCAGAAUCAUUACACGAAACUAAACCUCGACAGAAGCCAUUAGCAUUUAGGAAUUCAUCACAGAGGAAUAUUGCAAAGGGCUCCGAUAGUCCAGAUUCUGGAAUUAUUUCUCAAGACUCUUUACGAAGAAGUAAAAAACCAAAACGUAAAAAAUCAAAGUCAAAGAAUACAGAUGAAAAUUUGAAUGCUACAACAUUAUUAACUGUAAAUCCCAAUGCCAAAUAUAAUCCAGAUGGUAGUUUGGAUUAUACUAACGGUAUGCCUGUAACUCCAGUUGUGUUAAAACUCAGGCAGCAUAGAGAUCUGCCAAAAUUAGAAUCGCCCCCACCAGAAGUGCCACGAUUAGACUUAGGUCCUUUGACUGCAAGUUCAGCAGACAAUAUGUCAUAUAGACCUCCUAGUUCACUAAGGUCAGAUGAUACUUACCUAACAGCAAGAUAUCCAGAUUAUUUUAAUAACAAUAAUUUGACUUCUUCACAGAAACUUUCUCAGGUGCCAGAAAUGAGUGGGUUGGAUACUGAACUGUAGCUAAUGUAAAGUGAUUUUUUUUUAAUUUUUAAAUUUUGGGACCAAAUUGUUUGCAUGCCUUUUCAAAUUAUUGAAAUGUGUUGUGUGCUAGAGUAUUAGCAGACAUGUUGAUCCAUGUUUCCAUUUAAUUUUUAUCUACUUUAGUAUAGUUAUGUACUUUUCUUCAACUCUAAUUUGCACUUUCAAGUCAAUUUAAGCUUAAUUUGAAUUAUUUCACUGCACUUGUUUGCAUCAUUGUAGGACCUUUAAAAAAUCCUUUUUUGAAAAAUGUGUAGUUACUAAGAAAAAAGUCCACUUUAAAAAUCAGAAUUUAAUUUUCUGUUGUAUUUCCGACUACUUUUUUAAGCGCAGAGUAUUUCAUAUGAAGUAUGGUACUAAUUUCCCUUGCCAUUAUUAGAAUGUUAGAAUUUAUGCAGUAAAAGAUGUAUGCUAUGUCUGGCAAAUUUUUAUUAAAAUAUAUGACAUAUGUGUAAUUUAUUGUGUGAAUGAGAAAGUGCUGAAAAGGAGGAGGUGUGCUAAGCCCUAUUUGGACUGACAAUCAAAUUAUAACAAGAUAAGGUGGUUAUUUCAUAAAGAUAGUUGAUAAGUAUGUGCAAACUUCAAACUGUAAGGAAUUUGAAAUAUGAAUUUUCUCUAAAAAUUUUGCAAUCAAAAGAUAGCAUAAAUUUGAUUUUACUCCCAAAUAUUAAAAAAAUUGCCUAUUUUGACACAAAGUUGUGAGGUGUAAAUAUUUAGCACAUGCAAGUACCAAAUAAAUAUGUACAUGAGACUGUGAUAAGAGGUGUUGUUUGUCUAGACUUACAUGUUAUUUAUUUUGACUGGCAUGUGCUUUAUAUUUUUGCAGGUCCAAAAACUAGUUUAAAUAAAAAAACAACUAUUCUUUUUACUAAAAAAAAAUGUGUAAUAGGGCCUUUUUCAUUUGAAACUUGGGAGUUAAAAGUUUGCUUAAGAAGAACAGCCAUCUUUUCAGAGAACAGAUGGAAAAGUAUAUGUUUCUAUUUUGAAACCAAAGAAAGUGCUUUAGUUGUGCUGGACACAAAACAUAAAGGCAUAUAUACUUGAUUCUAUUAUGUCCUGGUUUGAUAUUAAUAUAUAGAAUAUUAAUAGACAUAAAGAGUUAGAUUUUUACAUGAAAAUAAAAUGUGUGUAUUAAAUAAGAGUAAAACAAAAUAAAUAAUUUUGUGAGGUCUAAAGGUAAAAUUCUAAACAGGAUUUUAGUCCGUUACCUAAUUUUUAUCUACAUCCGUCCAUUUUAACAAUGUUGCACCAUUUGUAUAAUAUAAAGUGCUUUUUACAAUAUAGUAUGUAUUUUGUUUUUAAUUAUUGUUAUCAAUUUAGUAUUUAGCAUUUUUGUGGGUUGACAUUCCAUUCCAUUUCAUUUUAAUACAUCCUUUUUGUAGAUUUUGAUUGGUAUGAAAUAAUUCUCUAAUCUAAGAAUUACUUAAUAAGCUUUGUGUAAUCUAAGAAUUACUUAAUAAGCUUUGUGUUGGUACUAAUAUUUAGAUUGCAUCUCCCUCAUGCAAAGUUAAUCUUCGAGUUGUAAGGCUGUUAAAGAGUUUCGGGCAUAUAACUAUACUUGGCACUCAAGAGGACUAAAUUUGUGCUGGAAACACUAAAUCCAGUAUUUUGAUUGGUUGGUUUCUAAGUAUGAGUUCGAAAAUUGUACUCAAAAUUUUUAUGACUUAGGCCAGAUCUUUGUGGAUGUUAUAAAGGAAAACUUAAGGUAUUAAUUUCUUCUGAGUUUUACUACCAUUUCCAAAUCGCAUUUGCUUAUUUGUAUAUCUGCACGAUAAGGGUUCACUUGGAUGGAAUUUGUAGUAAGUGGCAAGUUUACUGGUACAUUUUGAUUUAGAUUUAAGCAUCAAACAGAUAAAGAUUCUAAUUCACACAUUGAAAAAUAAAGGUUUGACAGUCAUUUCCAUGAUGAUGUUUUUGUAUUAGUCUCAAGUGCAUGUUUUGCCAAAUUCAGCCAGACCAAACAAAUUUUGAAACAUUGGAGAAGUACAGUAUUUUUACCAAAUUAAAAUCAUGACCACAUUUCAUAUAUCUGGUAUUUAGCAUACACUUGAAAGGAAUCAAAUACAAAUUUUUAAGCAGAUUUACAUGAUGUUGAGACAUUUUAUCGUGAACAGAGAAACUGAGGAUACCCAAUUUAAGGCUUAUUUAAAAUGUAGUAAUAAAAAUCAACAUCACUACUAACAGAUUUGUCAGAUGGACAUUUAGGACUGUAGAAAUGUUCUGGUCUGCAAGAGUGGUGCUUAUUCUAUCAGUUACAACAGUCUGACCAACAUCAUUUGGAACCUCAUUCUUUGGCUGGAGUAGACAACUGUUUCAUUGGAAAUCAUACCACAUCUUAUUUUAAAUCAUAAGUGUUGAAAAUUUGUAUAGAAGUUUUCAAGAAAAAUGUGUUUUUAUUAUGCCCCCGCCAAGUGGGGCAGCAUUAAGGUUUACCCUUGUCCUUUCAUACGUCCCAAGAUUAGUUUCCGAUCUCUAACUUUAGUUUGCCUUAACCAAAUGUUAUGAAACUUAUACACAAUGGUCAAGCUCAAAUUUUGGUGGUGUCACUUUAACAUCUUGAGUUAUGUCCCUUUAUAAAUGGAAAAACUGGCAAAUUUGCUGUUUCAGCAAUCUAACUUUACAUUGACUCUACCAAAUAUUAUGAAACUUAUACACAAAGCUUAUCACCACCAAAUACAGAUCAAGUUUGAAUUUGAGGGUGUCAAGUUUCAAUGUUCUCGAGUUAUGUCCCUUUAUAAAAGAAAAAAAUGCUGAAUUUGAUGUAUAAUUACAAACAGGGGCAUCUGUGUCCCAUGGACACAUUCUUCUUUUAUUUUCUUUAUGUAUGGACAACAGACAAAGUUGUAGAAAAUUAUUUUGGUAGCAAAAUUCUGAGCAACGUAGCAAUCACACUUAAUGGUAAGAAAUUUUCUGCAUUGUAUUUUAUUCAUUUUUAGCAAGUAUUAGAAUUGGCAGGAACUUUUAUUUAGUAUUAUUUCACUUUUAACGUCCACUAUCAUAGUAUUUUGUUAAGUUUUAUUUAUAACAAAGUUGUUGUGAUAAUGUUUUGUGAUGUUUAUUUUUACAAUGGAUCUGUGAUUUUCAUCAGUUGCAUGUUAUGCAAAAUUGUUAUUACAUUUUGGAUCAUUGAACUAUUCUAAUAAAUGGAAUUUUUUUAACA
Molecule: messenger RNA, 5172 nt
Organism: Mytilus californianus (California mussel)
Lineage: Eukaryota; Metazoa; Mollusca; Bivalvia; Mytilida; Mytilidae
Product: palmitoyltransferase ZDHHC1-like
Exons: 13
Coding region: 150-1994 (614 amino acids)
Biological process (GO): protein targeting to membrane; peptidyl-L-cysteine S-palmitoylation
Cellular component (GO): endoplasmic reticulum; Golgi apparatus
Molecular function (GO): protein-cysteine S-palmitoyltransferase activity
Source: RefSeq, a predicted model, not a curated record